AUGGACUUUCCUUACAGUCUACCACUACUCCUAAGAAAGCAAAUAAAGGCUUUUGGUUUGGUGUUUGAACCCUUUGAAUGUAGUCCUGAGCUUAGCAUUUAUAGGAGUCCUGGAGGGACAUUCGAGGUUGACAAGACCUGCGUGGUGGAGCCUGGCGGGGCAAGUGGGUAUCAAAUCGGCAUUUGGGAUCGUGAAGCAUGGUGGUCUAGGGUUGAGAAGCAUGGUGGUAUGACCUCCAUAAAUCUCGGCAAAUCUCAGCCACCGCCCUGA
Messenger RNA from Prunus armeniaca (apricot), 270 nucleotides. The record is from the annotation of a GenBank genome assembly. NCBI's taxonomy places the organism in Eukaryota, Viridiplantae, Streptophyta, Magnoliopsida, Rosales, Rosaceae.